AUGCAGACACCCACACCUCAUUCCAUAAAAUAUCUUUCUUCUUGUCCUGAUAAUCUCAAUCCCAAAGUAUAUCAGAAAUUAUCUUGCUCUCUCGUUCAUUAUCUAUCUAUCUAUCUAUCUAUCUAUCUAUCUCAGUCCUUUUCAUAUCUAUCUAUCUAUCUAUCUAUCUAUCUAUCUAAUUCUGUUCAUAUCUAUCUAUCUAUCUAUCUAUCUAUCUAUCUAUCUAUCUAUCUAAUUCUGUUCAUAUCUACGGCAGUCUGUUAUCUACCUAUCUCAGUAUGGUCACUAUCUAUCUAUCUAUCUAUCUAUCUAUCUUACUCAGUCCUUUUCAUCUAUCUAUCUAUCUAUCUAUCUAUCUAUCUAUCUAUCUAUCUAUUUUACUCAGUCCUUUUCGUAUCUAUCUAUCUAUCUAUCUAUCUAUCUCAGUCCACUUCAUAUCUAUCUACCUAUAACACUCUGUUCCUAUCUCUCUAUCUACAGAUUAAACAGGUGUGUGGGGGAAUUCUAUCUAUACAUCUAUCUAUUUUCCAUUUUUCCACUAUCUAUUUAUCUAUCUAUCUAUUAAUAUCUAAAUCUAUCUCACAUCAAAUGCAUCUAACUAUCUAUCUAUCUAUCUAUCUAUCUUUUCUCACAACAUACGUGUUUUUCCAUUCGGAAAACAGGCACAUUUCUCUCUCUCUCUCUUCUCCCGUUUCCUGGCUUUUUUUUUUUUUUUUUUUUUUUGAACAAAUUCUCUUACACAUGACGAUUUUCUUUUUUUUUGUCUUUGUGUCUGCAACGAGCGGGAAAAAAAAGUGGGGAUCCACGUUUUCUCUCAAUUAUUGCAAUCUUCUUUUUUUAAUGCCUUAUACUACCUUCUUCUUUUACCUCUUCUUUCCUUUCUCCUCACUAAAAGUCUUCUCAUUCUUUUUCCUUUCCCUUGCAGUAUUUCCCCUUGCGUCUUUUCUGUUUUUAUUGCCAUCUUUUUAUGUCUUCCUCCUUUUUCCAACCUUUUCUUUUAUUGUUCUUUUCUCCUCACUAAUCUUCUCUCUUUCUAAAACCUUUUCCCAUUGUUCUUUCCCCUUUGCGUCUUAG
Acanthosepion pharaonis is the source of this 1074-nucleotide messenger RNA. The record is from the annotation of a GenBank genome assembly. NCBI's taxonomy places the organism in Eukaryota, Metazoa, Mollusca, Cephalopoda, Sepiida, Sepiidae.